Toxotes jaculatrix (banded archerfish) is the source of this 2056-nucleotide messenger RNA. Its product is annotated as DNA translocase FtsK-like. The transcript has 7 exons. The coding region runs from base 107 to 1051 and encodes 314 amino acids. NCBI's taxonomy places the organism in Eukaryota, Metazoa, Chordata, Actinopteri, Toxotidae. The record is from RefSeq and is a predicted model, not a curated record.
AUGUUCCCUUCCAUGCAGCUUCAUUGAAUUUACUGCAUUCCUUGACAGCUUUCAUUGAUCUUGUGGAAACCAAUUCAAAGCAAUACUUUUUUUUUUCUUUUUGGAAAUGAUUACUUUGAUCCUAUUGUCAUGUUUCACCAUAUUAGUGUCUGCAGUACCAGUCCAUCCUAACGUCCUUCCUCCCCUGCUGUCACAACGAGGAACCACUCAAGCUCAAGCUCAAGUUCAGCCUAUUGAAGCAACAAACCAGAAACCUGAAUCUCACACUCUAGCACCGCUUUCCCCUAGCGUGAAUCAACCACAGCCUGGGGUCCCGCAGCAGCUGGGUCCCCAGGGUGGACCCCAGCUUGUUCCUUCACCGCAACACUACAUCUGGUCUCCACUAGGGGACAAUCUGAUGAUCAUCCCCCUACAGCCGAGCAUCCGUGGAUCUCAGCCUGCUAACCAGCCAGCACUCCCACAGCAGCCUCUGAUUUUCCCUCCUUAUGGAUACUUCCCUCUGUUUUCAUUACCACACAGAAAUCAGUUCUCCCCAUAUGGAUUCCCAACGACCCUUGAAGCACCUCUCCCACAAACACCAGCUAAUCAACCUCCAAACAGCCCAGUCUUACCUGCAGAAACGCCCGCUGAAGCUGCAGCUGCAGCUGCUCCUCAGCCAGUUCAGCAACAACAGGCUCCCCAAAUUGUAUACAUGCUACAGCAGCCCAUGAGCUCUCCUCUUGGCAGUCUCAGCUCAGAAGAGCUUCAGAUGGCAGCUAAAAUGAGCCAGCUGGGUGCCUAUGUGCCCACUGUGCUUACAAACCUGCCUACGGGAGCUGUUCAAACCGUAAGCCAGGCCGCUGGGCUCACCAACGUAGGACAGGCAGGCGUCGUGCCAACUGUGGUGACCUCGUCAUCUGGAGUCCCACAGGCCCAGGGGCUGGCCAGCACUGGACCUCAGCCCAACACUAACUGUGUCCCUGCAGCUUUGGAGAGAGCAGCACAGGAGGUGGUCACUGUCCAAACGCCUGUUCAACCUGCACUUCAACCCACACAGGGAAACCUUGUCUGAGGCUUCAGCUAUCAGCAGAGAUAACACAGAAAGAGAGAAGAUAAAACAUGUUUCUGAUUAAAACUAACAAUGAAGUUUCUUGUGUUUAAUCAUAGUAUUUUGCUAACUAUGGACAGUUUGUUUUCUUACUUUCAUUGUCUUUCCUUUUUUUAUACAAUAUAUAAUAAUAAAAAUUGGUAGAUGAAACAUGAACUGUUCCCCCCUUUUAAAGCCGUGUAUUCUUUGUUUUUGUAUUUUAGUUUAAAUGUGUUCUUUUAAAUCAGCAUUAACUAAUUUUUUUGGCUUCUUGGGUGCAGCAGAGAGGAGCUGUCAGCAACACUUGCAUCACCUUUAAAGCUGAUGUGAUGAACAUGCUACGUGUCCCCCAAACACAGAGUAACAGUAGGAUCAGUUAGGAGUCAGGUUUCUGGGCACCUGAUGAAAGUACAUCUAACGUUUACUCUCAUUUUACUCUGUUUUGGUUUCCACCAACUCUUGAAGCAAAAAGCUGGUUCUUUAACUGCUAAAUACUGUCAUGACUAGUCCUUUUGUUUUGUUUUGAACCCUUUUGUGGACUCUUGGACCUUUGUGGACUCAUUUUUAGUUUGUUUGGUCAAGUUUUAUUAGUAGUUCCUGUUUUAUUUUGAAGAGUUGGCCCUUGUGUAUCUUGUCUUGUUCUACUUCCUGUCUUUGUCUUGUUUCCCGCCAUUUGUGAUUGUCUGCCCCGCCCUAAUUAUUGUCACUUGUUUCCCAUUAUCUUGUGUCUAUAUAUUGUCUGCAUCUCCCUUUGUUUGGUGCCAGUUUGUCUUGUCUCUCGUCCAGUGAACUAGUCUUAUCUCUCAUCAUUGUAAACUCAAGUCAGGUUCUGUAUUUAUUUGUUACUUUAUUUCUUGUUUGGUUUUUGCUCCUUGUUCUAUUUUGCUAGAUUGAUUUUGUGUUUUGUACUUUUGUUUUUUUGUGCCCUUUUCCCCUUUAAGGGUGACUCUUAUUUUGCUACUUUGUAAGAAUAAACGUUAUUGCUUUUGA